AUGCUGGCAGAGACAUUUGUCCCUAUUUCCAGUUUAUGUCCAAACACUACACAUGCGAACGUGGUUGGAGUUAUUAUUGCGAAAACUGAUGCCAGGGGAUUUCCUAAUAGGAGAAAUUUUGGAUCAGAACGAUUCACAUUUGGCUUCGCCAUAAAAGACUCACCAGAUCAUUUCAUAAAUGUGUCCUCAUGGGGCAGUGAGGAAUAUAUUUAUGGCCUGUGCAGUCACUUCAGAAUAGGAGACUGUGUCAUAAUUGAAAAUCCACUGGUGGUUUCUAAAGACCCAGAGAAGGAUGACAGGUUCAGUCCAUCAACACCAACUUUGUACAGGUUACUGGUGACAGAGACUCACUCAAAAAUCAGAAUGUGUUCAGAUUUAGACACGGAGAGCAGGCUUCUUCCUCUCCUCCACGUGCCCGGGAAAGAUCCGAGGGACUUCUAUUCAUUGGGAGAUAUUGUAGCGAAUGGCCAAAGCCUGGAUGCUAACACGAUUAAUAUACUUGCAGCGGUGCAAUCAGUUGGAGAGCCAAAAUACUUCACUACGUCAGAUGGGCGCAAGGGACAAAGGCUGGAAGUUAAACUCUUUGAUGAAACUGUGACCUCUUUUCCCUUAGUUAGCUGGGAUAAGGAAGCCAUUCAACUUGUGCAGACUUUUACACCGGGAGAAACAGUGCUCUUCAUUGCAGAUGCUCGAGUUAGCUUUGAUACCUUUCGCAAUACUAUGGCUGCGACUGUCACUUCAAAAACAGUUAUCACCGUCAACCCUGACACAGCUGAGGCCAAUCUGCUGUUCAAUCAUGCGAGAGAAUUAUCAGAGAGUGGGGGGCUGGAUGAACAGGAGAGACAGGGGGAAAACAUUCCUGUGGAGUCAAUCAGUGAUGUGUUGACUGUGAGCCAGGUCAAAGCCAAAAUCCAAGAGAAUUUUGAUGUUGCUUACGGAAUAACCUAUGGAUUCAUCACCACUCUGGGACUGGACUCCUCAGUUCCCAAAGUCAUACGAAGUCGGUGCUCCAAAUGCAAAUCUCUGAUCAGUGAGGAAAUCCAGGCCUGUGCUAACGCUGCCUGCCCAGGUCAAGGACAGCCUUUGGACGUGACCACAGGCUUUGACUUACUGGUGGAUAUCAGCGAUCACACGGGAACUUUACAAUCUUGUUCUCUUUCAGGGACUGUUGCAGAGAUGACACUUGGCUGUACAGUUGAAGAGUUUAUGAGUCUCUCAGAGUCUCAGAGGACAGCAAUGAAAUGGAAAUUCUUGCUUGAGAGAUGCAAGGUUUACCUCAAGGUCUUUUCUGCUCCUCGAAGCAGAAAUGGCGUGAGGGUGAGUAUUCUGUCAUGUGCACUCGCUGACCCUGUGGAAGUGAAGCAAAGCAUGUCUGCUCUGGCAAUCUAA
Chanos chanos (milkfish) is the source of this 1389-nucleotide messenger RNA. It is a transcript of the gene meiob, whose product is annotated as meiosis specific with OB-fold. Gene Ontology annotation, molecular function: single-stranded DNA 3'-5' DNA exonuclease activity; single-stranded DNA binding. The transcript has 13 exons. Bases 1 to 1389 code for a protein of 462 amino acids. Lineage: Eukaryota; Metazoa; Chordata; Actinopteri; Gonorynchiformes; Chanidae. Gene Ontology annotation, biological process: resolution of meiotic recombination intermediates. The record is from RefSeq and is a predicted model, not a curated record.